Messenger RNA from Diachasmimorpha longicaudata, 1858 nucleotides. It is a transcript of the gene Trax, whose product is annotated as translin-associated protein X. The transcript has 2 exons. Gene Ontology annotation, molecular function: RNA endonuclease activity; sequence-specific DNA binding; RNA binding. Bases 146 to 1027 code for a protein of 293 amino acids. Gene Ontology annotation, cellular component: cytoplasm; nucleus. NCBI's taxonomy places the organism in Eukaryota, Metazoa, Arthropoda, Insecta, Hymenoptera, Braconidae. The record is from RefSeq and is a predicted model, not a curated record.
CCGAAUCCCUCAGGCAUUCUAACCUCAUAAUUUGAUCGCUCCGCUCAGCUGUCACAACAGUAGAACGUCAUUUAAAUCCGAAAUCGAAUCCUACAAAUAAUAAAACUAAUUCAGUCCUCAUAAACUAAUUUUGGAUAAAUUAAAAAUGUCUCAAGGACGACAGAUCGGUGGCAAUCGUCGAAAUCGUCGCUCCAAGGUAAACAUAGGUGACAAGGGUCGUGAAGUCCUCGAAAACAUCGACGAGGGCAAUUCAGUGAUACAACAAUUUCGUAGAUACUCCAUAGAACUGGACGCCAAGCAUGAUCGAUACGAGAGAAUAGUGAAGAUCAAUAGAGACAUCACAAUCGAGAGUAAAAGGAUAAUUUUUCUCCUUCACACAAUCGACAAGGAUUUGAAACGAGAGGCUGUCCUCAAGGAGGCAAAAGCUCGACUGGAUACUCUGACUACUACAUUGUUCAGAGGGAUAGCACAUGAGCUCAAUGGACAGGACCCCUAUCAGUUCAUAAGGGCUUACCGAGGAGGGCUGCAAGAGUUCAUUGAAGCCUUGACCUUUUACCAUUUUCUAAUGGACCAUUCCCUCCCUCAUUGGAAAAGUGUCGAGCAGACAUUUGUGUAUGAAAAAGACGAUAAGAAUGAAUCGACUGAGGAAAAUCCUGAGGAUGGAGUCCAGACUGUGAGCACUUUACUGCCUCCUUCCGAGUUCAUCCUGGGAAUUGCUGAUCUCACUGGGGAAUUGAUGAGGAAGUGCAUUCAUGAUUUAUCGUGCGGUCAGAUUGGCAGCUGCUAUGAGACAUGUGAUAUAGUCAGGGCGAUGUAUCAGAGAUUUUUAGGGACUUAUGGAAUUGCUGGAAAGGAGGUUAAUAAGAAGAUUUACACGUUGAAGCAGAGUCUAUCCAAAAUUGAAAAUGUUUGCUACCUGAUACAGGUAAGGGGAUCCGAAAUUCCUCAGCACAUGCUGGCAGAAGUCGCUAUUGCCGCUGGUGAAGAGUAUCCUACUGAAGACGAUGAGGGUUACGAGGGAUUCUAGAGAGGAAAAUCAAAAAUGCUCGAUAACAUUUUUCGCAUUCUAUCGAGGUUUAGGAAGACGUUCUGAUUGGGGGAUGGAAACGCUGUUGGAAGUUAUUGAUGUAAUAAGGAGUACGGAUAAUAUGGCACUAGGAUGUCUAGGAAGUGCAGAUGAUUUUAAAAGCGUCUUUUGGCGUACCAUCGAGUCUAUUUAUAUACAGUCCGUGAAAUUUGAGAAACUCCGAGAACGGAGCAGCCAUUAAAAUUAGGUAAAAAGCUACUGCGUACACCUGAGGUACAUCAAUCCUUGAUGAUUUUCGUAUUUUUCCAUACCAGAGGGGUUGAUAAUGCUGGAAACUCCACGUUUUUCUCAUAUUUUUUCCCUCAAUUUUUAUAGGAUUCAAUCUUUUUUUUUCAAAGUAUUCGUUGAAUUCUAUGGGAAAAAUCUAGGAUUUUUUUAAAUAAUUUCAGUUGAAUCGGAAAAAUUAGUUUGUUUUUGUUUCUUCAGUUUUUAUGUAUAUUAUCUAUAUCCUACGAUAUUAUUAUUAUUUGGGAUAUCUGUUAUAUAUUAUUGCAGUACUGAAUAACUCAGAAUUAUCAUUUUACAUUUAAAAAAAAUGAAAUGACUAAUUAUUACUAUAUUUAAGACCUUGAACUGAGUUGAGUUAUCUUGCGAACAUGAUUUUGAUUUUUUUCAAAUUUGAAAAUCUGUCACCAUCUCCUAUUAUGAUUUUGCAAAAAGAUUGAAUGAUGGUAUCAGAUCGUCAAUUAAAAUGAAACAUAAUCCAUUUAUCAUUUCUUUUUUAUCAAACUUAUCUCUUAAUAUUAAUAUAAAAAACUGCCUUCGAAAGUA